UGGUAGCGGUAAUCGGGCGACCGUCCAAGCGCUUUCAAAACGAACCGAGCGCGUCGCGCCUAUUCCCAAAAAUCGUUCUCAAAAAUACCACCCAGCGAGUGUGUGUGAGUGUGCGAUUUGGCUGUUAUGUGUGGCUGUGUGCGUAUUGAAGUUGUUGCAUUGACAAGGAGCGACCGAAAACAACGCCCAGAUAAGUAGGCAACGGAUAUAUCAACUUCUUCUGACCUACUCGAGAAAAUAUAACGAAGAUAAAAGGCAGCGGGCAACGACGGAAUUCGCAAAGAGCCAAGCAAAAAUUUAAGUUGUUGUGCCAGUGUGUGUGGCUGAGCUCAAGUGUGCGUGUGUGUGAGGCGCCAACUUGCCCCGGCAGCAAAAUAUAAAUAAGAGUUCAGCCAAAUGGCAGCCCAAAGGCAGAAAAAGUGAAAAGCAUAUACCGCAGAAAGAAAUAUUAAAGAAAAUUAAAUUCUCCAGUGAAGUGUGACGAGAAAGAAAAGCCAUUCCGGAGAAAGUACGCACAAUUUGCAAAUCAAAGCAAGGCACUAGGAUCCGGUCUGGACUAUUAAACGCAUAAUCCGCGAUGGAAGGACGCCAACUGGAGCCCCAUAAGCAGUCGGCCAGUGUCUUGUGUCCCGUCCCACAAUCCUGUUCGUCGCUGAGUAACUGAACGUCUCCGUGGAGAAUGUCAGCUUGCAUGACAAUUGUAGCGUGCCGGCAUUCAGAAAACGCAGCAGCAGCAGGAGCAGCAACAGCAGACGACGCGGCUGAGCGAGCAGUACGUGAAGGGAUUCUCAAGAAGCAGCGGGAGUAAGACGAAAAGGACGCGCUGCGGCAGGAGCAAGGACAUCAUACAUCCCACAUCCAACAUUCAACGCACAUGCACGACAGGAGGGCUUAGCACCUGCACUCGAGCCGCAGACAGCAGACAGCAGAAGAGCCAACGCACGGAAUAAAUGUCUAAAACUGCCAUAUAAUAUUUUGCACAAACCCUGUUGUAAAGGAAAAUUGUAUAUGGGAAGCAAAAAGUGAGAAUACUUGCUGAAACAAGCAAAGCGGAAACCAGGCCACGCCACAAACAGCUACUUGUGGUCAAUUAUACAAGAGCGGAGCGAAAAAAAAGAUAAAACACCAGCCGGACAUUAAGUUGUCGAAAAAAUACCGACAACAUUGCGACGUGGCCAUUUUGACCAAUAAUAAUAAUGGUCAUGCUGCUCUCGAACCGACAACUCCCGCCAUCAGCAGCAACAAGAACGCGGCGGAAAGUGCCGCCCACGGCGAGGAGGUCGGGGUGGGCGUGGUCAUCUCUGCUAAUUCUGGUCGUCCUGAACAUAUAUAUGUCUGGAUGCUCGGCAGCCGGCAUAAGUUAUAGCAGCAACAGCGGCAACCUGAGUACUUCGCAAAAGAGUCCCUCGUCGGUGAAUAAUGGCGGACUCGUGCUGAUCGGUUCCAGCAGCGCCACUUCCAGUUCCGUACCCUCAUUAUCCCUCACUUCAUCAUCGUCGGCGGGCUUGUCGUCCCCCGGCAGCAGCUCAUCCUCCUCCUCAUCUUCCACGAGCACCAGCGGAUCAAAUGGCAGCAACCGCAGUGGAAGACCCACAAGCAAUAACAGCAACUCGAACUCGAACUACAGCCCGAACCAUGAUCAAUUACCCGCCCAGCUCUCCUCGCGGAUUAUCAACACACGCAAUGGCGCCAUAUCGGGCGUAAUUGUCCAAUUAGACGGAAGGCACUUGGAUCCGGUGGAGGCAUACCGAGGAAUACCCUACGCCUCGCCGCCGGUCGGCAAUUUGAGAUUCAUGCCGCCCGUCUCCGCGGCCAUGUGGUCAGGUGUCAAGAAGGCGGACAGAUUCAGCCCGGUUUGCCCGCAGAGAUUGCCGGACAUUCACAACGAGACGGCGGCCCUGGAACGGAUGCCCAAGGGCAGACUAGAGUAUCUGAAGCGAUUGCUGCCCUAUCUGCAGAAUCAAUCAGAGGACUGCCUCUAUCUAAAUAUUUAUGUGCCCAUACAAGUUGGAUCGCGUGACUCCUCGGGCAGUUCUUCGUCCUCGUCUGCCGGGUCCUCGACCUCCUCGUCAUCGGGAAGCGGAGGCUCCAGCUCAUCCUCCUCAUCGUCUUCAUCGUCCUCCUCGUCGGCUGGAAGUGGAAGUCCCGCCAAGUAUCCGGUGCUGGUCUUCGUGCACGGCGAGUCAUAUGAAUGGAACAGCGGCAAUCCCUACGACGGAUCCGUGCUGGCCAGCUAUGGACAAAUAUUGGUGGUAACCAUAAAUUAUCGCCUCGGAGUGCUGGGAUUUCUGAAUGCCAACACGGACCGCUACUCCAAGCUGCCGGCCAAUUACGGCCUGAUGGACAUCAUUGCAGCGCUGCACUGGCUUAAGGAGAACAUCGCGGCCUUCGGCGGGGAUGCCAACAGCAUCACCCUCGCAGGACACGGAACGGGAGCCGCCUGCGUUCACUUCCUCAUCUCGUCGAUGGCCGUGCCGGAGGGCCUGCUCUUCAACCGAGCCAUCUUGAUGUCCGGAUCAGGCCUGGCACCAUGGUCAUUGGUCAGUAAUCCGGCCAAGUACGCUGCCAUCGUGGCCCACCACGUGAACUGCGCCUCAGACCUCCCACACGCCCACCUCAUGAAGUGCCUGCGCGAGAAGACACUGGACCAGCUCCUCAGCGUGCCCAUUCGUCCGCCGGAGUUUGGCUUUGCCUUUGGGCCCAGCAUCGACGGCGUGGUCAUCGACGGUGGCGACUACGUGCCCCCCGCCCCCGGAUCUCCGGCGGCCCAGGCUCAGGCUCAAGCUUCCACGGCCGCCGGCAAUGGACUGGGCGGAGAGGCGGGAAUCGCAGCUGCGGGCGGCUGGGGAACACCGGGACAACUCGAGAAUAUCGUAUUAAUGAGAAAAACUGCCAUUAACAAGUUGUCAAGGUACGACCUGAUGGCCGGCGUGACACGUGCCGAGGCCUUUUUCAGCUUCAAUUCGGGCGACGUGCAAUAUGGAAUCGAGGCGGAUCGACGGUCGAGAAUUUUAAAGGCCUACGUACGGAACACGUACACGUUUCAUUUGAACGAGAUAUUCGCCACGAUUGUCAAUGAGUAUACGGAUUGGGAGAGGCCCGUGCAGCAUCCAAUUAAUAUCCGGGACGAAACACUGGAGGCGCUCAGCGAUGCUCAGGUGGUGGCUCCGGCGGCUCAAACGGUGGAUUUGCACUCGGCGGAUCAUCGCAACUCGUACUUGUACGUGUUCGACUACCAGACGCGAUUCGGUGAUUAUCCUCAGCGCCAGGGAUGCAUUCACGGCGAGGACCUGCCUUACAUCUUUGGUGCCCCGCUCGUCGGCGGUUUUAAUCACUUCACGCGCAACUACACGAAAACCGAAAUCAGUCUAUCGGAAGUUGUGAUGUUCUAUUGGUCCAACUUUGUGCGAACGGGCAAUCCAAAUGAGCAAAUGGAAACGGAGCAUGGGAGUCGCCAGGAACGGAGUCGCUAUAAAACAAUCGAGUGGACAGCCUACGAAAGUGUGCACAAGAAAUACCUAAAUUUUGACACCAAGCCAAAGCUCAAGAACCACUAUAGAGCGCAUCGCCUCUCCUUCUGGCUAAAUCUUAUCCCGGAUCUGCAUAAGCCAGGAGGCGACAACGUGCCCGCCGCACACCACCAACUGCACGACGAUGACGACGAGGACAACAACAUACCCAGCGAUGCCUCCGUGAAGCCUCUUAAUCCGCCUUACAUUUCACGGGCUGCCAAUGCGGCGGCCAUGGCAAACUUUACGAUUUUCACCAACCAGGUUUUCUCGCUGCUCAAUCUCAGUUCACCGUCCUCGUCGCUUCAAAGGAACGGGACACGCUACGGGGGCGGUAAGGUAUAUCCGGACGAUAUGAUGGACGGGGAUCCCGCAAGUGGGGCGGCUAGUGCCUCGCAGGAUAACGAUGGUUUUGCGGCCUACUCCACAGCCUUGAGUGUGACUAUCGCCAUAGGAUGCUCGCUGUUGAUCCUAAAUGUGUUGAUCUUCGCGGGAGUCUACUACCAAAGGGACAAGACACGACUAAGCGAGCCCAGACCCCAAACCAAGCUGAAGAGGCAGGAAAACGGACAAAUGCCGAAUAACAUAUGCGGGGAUCUGGAAACUCUGACCAUCCACGCGAAGAGCGAUCCCGCCACAAUACUGUCGCACCACCAUGCCAUGCAGCACCACCAACUGCCGCCGCCGGAAUUCGCAGACAUACCCCACCGAGCGCCGCCUCCUCCGAAGCACAUGAAAUCGCUGCAGGAUCCGGGGGGCGGUGGUUCGGUCAGCGGAUCGGUGGGCGUUUCCGGUGUGGUGCAAAUGCCGCCGCCACACGCCCUCCAAGUGAUGGGCAAUCAGUGCGGCACUCUGACCAAAAAGAGCUGCAUGAAGCAAACGCAGGCCCAAACCCAGCAGCACUCACCCGCCCAGCAGCAGCAGCAGCAGCAACAGCAACAGCAGCAGCAACAUGUGGUCACCCAUCAGCAGCACUUGCAGAAUCAUCAUAAUCAAAGCAUGACCACUGUGCUGACCACGGCCGGUGGAUUGGUGGUGCCCACGCCACCCACUGUGCCGGUGAUUGUGGCCUCCACCACACAGCACCAGCAGCAGCAGCAUCAGCAGCAUCAGCAGCAGCAUCAGCAUCAGCAGCAGCAGCAGCAACAGCAGCAGCAGCAUCAGCAGCAACAUCCACUGAUGGAUGAGCUGCGUGUGUGACAUUAAUUGACCGUGCGUUUUAAAUGUGAUCUCUAAACGCACAGCCUCCCCAGCCUCGUCAGCUUUUCAACCCGAACUCCUUUCCCAAUGCGUUUCAGCUGUCUCUAUAUAUAAAGUACAUAGUCUAUAUGGUAGCCCGAAAGAGUAAGAUCUGUGUCUAUCCAAUAUGCACAGAUGCUCCUCUCCGCUCAACUUUGUUGCUAGUUGGUUUUAAAAAUUAUUCUGUAAAUAGGUAACUAAGUGUAGAUUGUUGUCGAACUCUUUAUUAAGGAAUGUUAACUUGGAAUUACUACUAAGCUGCAAAGUCUUUAGAUUUUAGUGUUUAUUUUCUUUUGGAUGGAGAGCAUUUAACACUAAAUUCUAGUUACAGUUUCUUCAAAUUUCAUUUAUCUGUAUUAUUUUAUUUAGUGCAUAUGGGUGAUUGUACGCUUUAGUUUCUUCCAAUUUAAUACAACAAUAUCUAUCUCACUUUAUGUUUCAAGUAGUAUUUUUUCCAUGUCAUUAUGUGUUUAGCAACUAAUUAGGACCAAUCAAAACUAUACGAUUCCAAGUUACGGACAAGUUUCCUUCUCUUCCUUCUGUUGGCGUUAGUAUAAAAAAUUGUGGUAGAAUAAAUAUAGGAAAAACUAAGAGUGUUCUGAAUGCAAUAAGAACAUGAAAAGAACAUGAAUGUUAUUCUUCCAAAGACUGAAUUAUAAUUGUGUAUUGUGUGUAAAUAAAACUAGUUGCAGAAUUAAAAGUACUACUCUAUACGUACAAACAAACACUCAUAUAUGUAUAUUUUAGUUUUCAGAAGUAUUAAUAUGAGAAAGCAGUUUUUAACCAAACCGAAAACCAAAAGAAGACACAAGUCCAAGAAAAAUGGCAACCAUGAAAUCAAAUCAUGUACAGGUGAAAGGGAGCUGUUCCUUUAAAUUUUUGCAGAAGAUUUGUAAAAUAAAAGCUGUACAACUACCCCGAAAAACAAUAGACGUAAACUAAACUCACACUAAAACUGAACUAAGCUUUGGUCGACAGAAAGCAAACGAAAAAUAAGCAUGCAGGUACUUUGUUAUGUAACUAAAUAAAUAUUUAUAUAGCCAUUAAAAUUAAAUGCGUAUAUAAGCCCACACAAAAUAAAAAACAUGAAUUUCCUCUAUAUAGCUACACAAAUUUCCAGCUGCGGGAUAGUUAAAAAUUCCAUUAGGAGUUCAGCGGGGCAAUUGAAAUGCGCAUUGAAAUCAUAACAGAUAUUCAUUACUUUUAGUUGUUGUAUUAUAUUUUUUUUCGUUCUGAAUAAUAACCAUUUACAAACGGUUGCCCAAAAUUGUAACUAAAAUGGAAAUGAUACCCCAGAAAAACGGAAUGGGAAAAUUAAGCAAUGGAACAGCUCAUUAAAGUGAAACAGCACGAAAAUGGCAACAAUUUACAACGCUUAUUAAAAUACUUGUAUAUUAUAUAAACACAUUUAGCGGCAGUGAAAACAAAAGCGAAAAGAAAACUAUAAUGAAAAACGGAAACCAUUUACAGCCCCAUUGAGAAUGUAUGUUUAUAGCUUCUGUAUGCAUAUACAUACAUCUAAAAUUAAAUUUAUAUAUUAAUGUAAUGGUGUAAACAUAGAAUAAUUAGCAAAAUAAUACAACAAAUAUAUAUAAAUUAUAUAUAGAGUGCUACAUAACUGGCAAAACAAAAGGCUACUACUAAAACCAAAAGUCAUAAAAUCUAUUGCGUUAGAAAAUGUGUAACGAUUUUGCGAAAGGGACUUAGCAU
Messenger RNA from Drosophila santomea, 6458 nucleotides. It is a transcript of the gene Nlg3, whose product is annotated as neuroligin-3. The record is from RefSeq and is a predicted model, not a curated record. The transcript is spliced from 13 exons. Gene Ontology annotation, molecular function: neurexin family protein binding; signaling receptor activity. Lineage: Eukaryota; Metazoa; Arthropoda; Insecta; Diptera; Drosophilidae. Gene Ontology annotation, cellular component: synapse; cell surface; postsynaptic membrane. Gene Ontology annotation, biological process: neuron cell-cell adhesion; chemical synaptic transmission; modulation of chemical synaptic transmission. Bases 1197 to 4709 code for a protein of 1170 amino acids.